This is a messenger RNA of Paramecium pentaurelia, 679 nucleotides long. The record is from the annotation of a GenBank genome assembly. NCBI's taxonomy places the organism in Eukaryota, Ciliophora, Oligohymenophorea, Peniculida, Parameciidae.
AUGCCUCCAUUUACUCCAGAUGCGCGUAAUUUAGGUGGUAGGAAUUUAAUAUCUUAAUAAAUAUGGAAUCAUUUACAAUAACUAAAAGAAAUAUCUUAACAAAUACCUUAACUUUUGAUAUCACCACGCAAAAUACCAAAUUCACCUAAACAAAGUAUAGAACCUUUAAAUUGCAAAAGAAUGAAUCGAAAAUAAGACUAUUUACUCUGUCCAACUUACUUAUUUAGACGGAAAACAGUUUCUGAAAGUUUCACAUCAUUGAGUCCUAAACAUAUUCAAGAUGAAACACAAUUACUUUUCUAAGAACCCUUAUUAAGAAGAUAAAAGAAUAUGAAAUCACCAUAAAAGAUCUUUCCCUUCAGUACUAUUUAAUUAGGAGCAUUAUAUAGAGUUAAAGCUAACGAAAUAAAGAUUAAUAAAAAUUAAGAUCUCAUGUAAGAUUGUCUCUAAUAAUAGAUAAUGGAAUGAAGUAGAAUAAGAAGUGAAAGAUUUGAAUAAUAACUAUGAUGAAUUACUAAUCCAGAUUCAAUAAAUUAUUAUAGAUUUUGGGAUAUUUAGUGCAUAAGAUUAUUAGAUUCUAAUCUAGAUGAUCUUACGUCUCAAACCUCAAAUUCCCAAAAUGGACUUACUCAAUAUAUUUAAUGAAUUGAUUAUUAAGCAAUAAUUAUAACUGUCUUGA